UUUAUGCACUCCUGCUUCAUAAACACCACCCCAAAGUGCUCAUAAGAGUGAGAGAUUAUUCAGUUUGAGAUACUCAAUGUGCCAUUGCUGAUGGGUAACUACAGGUUCAGAUUGGCAGAUAUGAUACCAAAUGCCUGGUUUUACAAGCUUACAGAUAUGAGCAAAACCAGAAAACACAACACUACUUCUCCCAAGAAAAAACCACCAACCUCUUCAUUCCCACCACAAAGAACCACCCAUCUUUCACAAACCAGAUACUCCUACUACAUCACAACAGACCAACAACCCAACAGAGAUGAAAGGUUCUUCUACAAUUCACCUACAUGCCCCAAAGGCUCAGAUACAAAUUUUCCAGAACAACCAAGAAGGUCAUCCACUAAAAGAAGCAGAAGGAAAGCUGUUUACAGGCCUUCUCCUAAGAAACAUGUCAUUUCUUCCUCUGUUUCAUCAGGCCAUUGUAGCUGUCAAUGUCAUGCCUCAACUCCUGAGUCUCUUGACUACUUUGGCUCAUCUUCAAGUGAGAGAAAUUCCACUGAAACUCAUGACUUUCAUGAAUUGAUUCCAUCCGAGUUCGAAAGCGACCAGUUGGGUGCUAGUGAGUUUGGCUCUUAUAGCUGCAGAGUAAGUUCUUCAACUUCUGAUACUAUCAUUGACAAGAAAAAAGAAGGCUCAACCAACAAAGUCCAUGAUCGGUUUGACAUGAUCUCGGAGUUAGAGCUUCCUCCAAUCUUGACAAAGCCAACGAAGCUUGAUGAUCGUAGUAAGGCCAUUGAGUCCACCAAGUUCAGGAAGAGUACGUCAUCCAAAUUGAAGGAAACAAAAGGGCACCAGUCUCUUUCUGUGAAGAUUGUCAAGGAAGAAAGAAGCAGUAGUAGGAUACAGAAGGACCAAAAGACAGCAGCUCCUUACGUUCGGAACUCGUCUGCUUCUCCAACCGGCAUAAGGCUUCGAGGCAACUCUCCGAGACUAGCAAGCAAGAAACUUCAGCAGCCCUUUGGUAGUAAAAAGAGUGUGUCAAAGAAUAGAGGAGGCAUUUCGGACAGCUUUGCAGUUGUGAAGUCCUCACUUGACCCUCAGAGGGACUUCAAGGACUCAAUGAGGGAGAUGAUCAUGGAGAAUAACAUCAAGGAAUCUAAGGAUUUGGAAGACCUCCUUGCUUGUUAUCUUUCACUCAACUCAAGGGAAUACCAUGAUCUCAUUGUCAAGGCUUUCGAGCAAAUCUGGUUCGAUAUGGCUCGCAUUAAAAUCUGAGAUUCUCAGGUUAAAUUUCAUAAGCUAUGAUGACUACUUUCCUUCUCAAUUCUAGGUUCAUCUUAUUCUUAUAUCUCUAGGAAAGCUGGCAUUACUUGUUUCUCUGCUCUGUUUGGAAAUUAAGCAUGCAUCCUAUGAGCAGUCAAGUUGCUUUUGAUCAAGUUUCUAUUAUG
This is a messenger RNA of Fragaria vesca subsp. vesca, 1424 nucleotides long. RefSeq lists its product as uncharacterized. The transcript has a single exon. The record is from RefSeq and is a predicted model, not a curated record. Gene Ontology annotation, molecular function: DNA binding. Gene Ontology annotation, biological process: negative regulation of DNA-templated transcription. NCBI's taxonomy places the organism in Eukaryota, Viridiplantae, Streptophyta, Magnoliopsida, Rosales, Rosaceae. The coding region runs from base 91 to 1251 and encodes 386 amino acids.